AUGGCCACAGAAUUUGAUCAGUAUUUUACCUACGAAGCCCGCCUGGCCUCCUUUCAGAAGACCACCAGGAAGCGCGGAUCAACAACCGGCGGCCGAGCAGCCAAGGCUCUCAACUGGCCCCAUAGACAGAUUUCUAUCACCAGCCUUGCCAGAGCCGGGUUUGUAUUCAGACCCAGCCCCGAUAGCCCGGAUAAUACCGUUUGUUUUCUAUGCGAAAAGGGGCUGGAUGGGUGGGAGGCCGGCGAUGACCCGAUCUACGAGCACGUCAAACAUGCGCCCCAUUGCGGCUGGGCAGUAGUUGCUGCCAUCGAGGCCGACAUUGGUGAUUACGGCCGAGAGGAUCCCAACGACCCUGAAAUGAUCGAAGCUCGUAGAGCAACUUUUGCGGACCGAUGGCCUCACGAAAACAAAAAAGGUUGGAAGUGCAAGACUAAGCAGCUGGUAGAUGCUGGGUGGAAGUAUACUCCGACCAAGGAAUCGGACGACAUGGCCACGUGUGCAUACUGUCAAUUGGCACUUGAUGGAUGGGAGCAAGGUGACAAACCUUUAGACGAGCAUUACAACCGCUCUCCUGACUGUCCUUUCUUCUCCCUGGUGAGUCAAUAUAGGGCGCUAGGAAAAAGCUCUGGCCGUGGAAAAGCAUCCCGCAACUCCGCAUCGUCCGUUCAGUCAUAUGGGACAGCUGCAGCCGACGUUUCAAAUGCUAGUGAUGUGAGCGUAGGGCCCGAUGACAGUGUUCUUACAGCUGCGUCUUCGGCUUCACAACUGGGCACGAAGAAACUUAGAGCAAAGAGGGGGGCGGCGAAAGCUGGUAGAAAGAAGAUCAAGAGAGAUGAUGAGCAGUCUGAGCUUGACCAGAGCAGCCAGAUGGAAGAAGAGUCACAGCCGCCAAAGUCUAGGCGAGGCAAGAAGAGGUCGAGCGACGCAGUGGAAGAAUCGAUGCUGAGCUCAACAGAUGGGCCCAUAUCAAAGAAACGAGCGUCAGAAACCCCUGACAACGACACCAUUGAUGGCGUUGCUGUUCACGGAGAUGAUUCCGAGAUGACUGAUGUCUCCAAGGCUUCUUACAAAAAGAAGGCAGCACUGUCUACUUCAAAGGCGGGGCGCAAAGGCGCCCCAAAGCUGCACUCGCACGCAUCCAUGGCGUCUUUACGGGCUCCCGGCGGGUUUCUAAACGAUGAUGAGAUUGAACGCCAACUGGAGGUUGAUCUGGAUCGCCAAUUCACUGAUGAUGAGGAGAUUUCAUACGACUCUGACUCGUUGCGAAAUAAGACCAAGGCAAAUAGAACAGUGACAGACUCGGAAAGUGAGGCUCUUCGACCAACAAAGCCAAGGUCACCCGAGUAUGCCAUGUUUGAUUCAGUGGCACCCGAGCCUGGCGAGGAUGAGAUCGAUGAUGAGCUUAAAGCCUUACGGGCUGAGAUGGAGGUUAACGAAGCAGAGCAACCAACCCAAUCUAAGAGAGGUCGCAAAGCUGGUGUACGGAAAGGAGCAAAGCAAGUCGACGCUCCAAAGAUCGAGCGAGAGACUGAAUCCGAAUUCCCAGAGUCACAGCAGGAAGAAGAAGGAGUGGGAUCAGCUGAUGUUAGUGCCCCCAUAAAACGAGGUCGUGGUCACCCUUCAAAUGCGUCAUUGGAAUCACUGGAAUCAACGGGGCCGGAUGAGGACAUCCUGGCUGCCCCCGCUCCGGCCCCAAAACGUAGGGGACGACCGUCUAAAACUACUGCCGCAAUACAGGGUCCCCGUGAUUUUGCGGCUAUCGAGAAAAGCAAAGAGGUUCUUGCUCCUGGGAAGCGCGGACGUGGAAGACCGGCUAAGAAAUUGGUCGAAGCGAGGCCCGCAGAGCCGGUUGAGACGGAAGCCGAGGAGGACUUUGUUGAAGCCCAAGAAUCGGUGGAAGAGCCUGUUCGACUGCCCAGGCAAUCGCCAGUCAGAGCCAUUUUCUCGCCAAAUGGAGCAGUUGCAUCCCUGGCACCGCUGCCCGACACUCCGUCCAAGAGACUCUCACCCGUCCCCUCGGCCAGGCAGCCGGUGCUGUCACCUUCCCAGUCUCCUCAGUCGUCAGACGCAGAGAACCAGCCGCCUUCCUCUCUCACUGCCAGGACUGGCGCCGCCAAGCGUCUUGUGCUGGCUCCAGUAGUGUCAACUCCCACCCAUGGAUCACCUUCAAAGCGCAACGUUAUGGCCGGAGUACGAAGCACAAUGCCAUGGGCAACUGCGACUCUAGAGGCGAUUUUUGAGUCGCCGGUCGGUAGUCCAGGCAAGGAGAAUGAAGUAGAUCGUUUUUUGAAGCGAGGCAAUGAACUGACUAGUCCGGAGAGACGGAUGACUGUGGAGGAAUGGAUUUACUUUAACGCAGCUGAGGCAGAGAAGAAGCUCAAGUUCGAGUGCGAAUCUUUGGUUAACCGAUUCGAGAUGGAGGGCACAAGAGCUAUCAAAGUCUUGGAAGGCUUGGAGGUGGACGAAACCAGCUAA
This is a messenger RNA of Trichoderma virens Gv29-8, 2475 nucleotides long. RefSeq lists its product as uncharacterized. Gene Ontology annotation, molecular function: DNA binding. Lineage: Eukaryota; Fungi; Ascomycota; Sordariomycetes; Hypocreales; Hypocreaceae. The transcript is spliced from 5 exons. The coding region runs from base 1 to 2475 and encodes 824 amino acids. The record is from RefSeq and is a predicted model, not a curated record.